AUGCGGGCUUUCCUCAUCAUCGCCAUCCAGCUACUGACGCUGCUCUUCCAACCCUCGUCCCUGCUAGCAGCCGCAGCAGCGACAACAGAAGCACCCGCCACCGCCGCCGCCGACGACGGCACCUUUUACAUCGUCCGGCGCCCCGUCGCGCAGCAGCCCCAGCCCCAGCCCCAGCCCCAGCCGCGCAGCAGCCUCUCCGUCCUGGUGCGAGCAAACACAGACGCCGUCGCCGCCUUCUCUGCCGGCGCCGGCGAGCCGGGCGCGCCGGCGGGCGCCAGCACGCGGCAGAGCUGGGGCAACCCCGGCGGCGGCCAGUGGAACUGCGUCGUGCGCGCCGGCUACGAGUACUGCGGCGACGGGUACUGGGGCGCCGCGUCGCCGGGCGCGCGCGCGCCUGCCUUGUGGGUGGUCGCUGCGGGGUUUGUCGGGGCUGUUGGGGCCAUGGCGGCGUGGUCUUGA
Messenger RNA from Gaeumannomyces tritici R3-111a-1, 459 nucleotides. RefSeq lists its product as hypothetical. The record is from RefSeq and is a predicted model, not a curated record. The transcript has 2 exons. Lineage: Eukaryota; Fungi; Ascomycota; Sordariomycetes; Magnaporthales; Magnaporthaceae. Bases 1 to 459 code for a protein of 152 amino acids.